AUGGUGGCCGCCUGGCAAGGCGCCCUCACAAGAGCUUGCAGGAUUCAGCUCGCCGCCGAUCGAGCGACGGACUACGUCAGGCGCCGCGUCGCACCCAUGUUGAGAGGCCACUUCUCCGGCGUCUGCAGCGCUCAACGCACUCCGCGCGCCGCUCACGUCGACGGUGGCUCGCUGCGCACUCGAUCAGCGCGCGUGUGCGCCCUGCGCGGCGGCGCAUUCGCGGCCACGCAGCGCGCACACGGGGCACAGAGCCGUGCGCAUGCGGAUUUAGGCGCAAGAUUUCACGCAUUCAGCGCCAGCGGCGGCCAGAGCCGUACAUUGGCCACACACGCACUACGGCACGGCGGCUGCCUUUCGCGCGCGGUCUCCGGGUCGAACCGACACGCCUGCAAUCUCAGGGAGAUGUCCCAGUCCAGGAGCUUCAACGCGGCGGUCAGUCUUCCUCGCAUCAAGUACUGGAGAGCCGGAUCCGUGGGUGCUGGUGCCUCCAUGGCUACGGCACCUUGUGCGCUCCCGCUGCAAACGGUCGUCGUCGACUUCGACGAAACCUUGACAGAAACCGACACGACCUUCCUGCUCGGGCAGCUCGCGGCGGAGAGCGCGGGCCCCGCUGGCAGCAGCGAGCGCGCACGUCGCGAGCAAGAGUGGGCAGCGGCGGUCGACAACUACUCCGCGAAGUACGCCGAAUGGUCGCGGAACCACCCGUUUCCCAGCGCCGCGGAGCCCGGCUGGCUCCAGAGCUGGUACGCGGCGGCGGACACCUUUGACAAGUCGAUGGUUGCCGCGGUGUCUGAGCCGCGCGUGCUGCGCGGCAUCCCCGCCGAGGUGCUCAGAACGGCCGCCGCCGACCGCGUGCAGCUCAGGCCCGGCGCUGCGGCGGCGCUGCGGGCGCUCGCGCGCGCGGGCGUCCCGCUGAGCGUGCUUUCUGUCAACUUUAGCUCCGAAAUGAUCUGUGCGUGUCUGCGGGCGAACGGCGUGGUGUCCGAGGCUGGAAGGAAGGUGGCGAUCUUCGCGAAUGAUCUGGCGGUCGACGACGCGGGCGCGACGACGGGGGAGGUGGCCAUGCGGUGCAAUUCCGGGUCAGACAAGCGCGUGCGCAUGCGGGCGCUGCUGGCGGCCGCGGCCGCGCAGUGCGCGCCGGGCCUCAGCGCGUACGUCGGGGACUCCGCCGGCGACGUGCCGGCGAUGCUGCUGGCGGACGUUCCGAUCCUCGUCGGACAGUCCGGAUCCGCUCGGAAGGCCAUCGCCGCUGCCGGGGCCCGCCUCGUGCCUUUGUCAGGGACAGACCCCUCCCAGAUUGGGGGGCGUACCGGCCCGCUCGUCGUGUACGAGGCCGCAGGGUGGGACGAAAUCGGCGCGCUGUUCGAAGCGCUCGCGGGAGCGCGGUCGGGAGAGGACACGGCGUCGUCAGCGGCCCCGCGCGCGCCGCGAAACAUGCCCCGCGUGCUUUCGAUCGCCGGGUCGGACAGCGGCGGCGGCGCGGGGAUCCAGGCGGACCUGAAGGCGUGCGAGGCGCUGGGGGCGUUCGGCAUGACGGCCAUCACGGCGGUGACGGCGCAGAACACGCGGGGGGUGCAUGGGGUGGUGUCUGUUGACUCAGGAUUCCUGGAGCUGCAGAUCGACAGCUGCCUGGGCGACAUCGGCGCGGACGUGAUCAAGACGGGCAUGCUCCCCACGCCCGAGGCCGUGCGGGCGGUCGCGGCCGCCGUCGACAAGCAUGGGGUACGGAAUGUGGUUGUUGACCCGGUGCUGGUUGCCACGUCCGGCGACGCGCUCGCGGAGUCCGACAGCGCCCACGCGAUGCGCGAGGAGCUCUUUCCGCGCGCGACGAUCAUCACGCCCAACGUGCCCGAGGCCGAGGCGCUCCUGGGCCGCAAGAUCGCCACCGUCGACGACAUGCGCAUGGCUGCCCGCGAUCUCCACGCAAUGGGCCCGCGGUGGGUCCUGGUCAAGGGCGGGCACCUCGUGGGGUCAGAGGACAUGUCCGGCGGCGUCGUCGACGUGCUCUUCGACGGCGUCGACGCAAGAGACCUCGAGGGGAGUCUCGUUGCGUCAGACAACACGCACGGCACGGGCUGCACGCUCGCGAGCUCGAUCGCGGCGGGCCUCGCGCGCGGCAUGCCCGUCGAGGCCGCGGUCCGCGCCGCGAAGCAGUACAUUCAGGAAACGAUCGCGGCGUCGGCCGGGCUCGGCACCUCUCUCGGCGACGGCGUGCAGCGGCCGCUGUUGCACGGCAGCGCCCUGCGGGCGUCGCGGCGGGUGGCAUCGCGGCGCGCGGGGGCCAGCGCGGCAGCUGCGGCGCAGUAUUUGAAGGUGUACGGCGUGACGGAUCCCGGGUGCGAUGAGCGGACGGGGCGCGGGACGGAGGAGCAGGUGAGGCGGGCGGUGGAGGGCGGGGCGACGAUUAUUCAGCUGCGGGAGAAGGAGGCCGGGGGCGGGGACUUCGUGCGGCAGGCGCGGGCGGCGCUGGCGGUGUGCCGCGCGCACGGGGUUCCGCUGAUCAUCAACGACAGGGUGGACGUCGCGCUCGCCGUCGGCGCCGACGGCGUGCACGUCGGGCAGUCGGACAUGCCCGCCCGGGACGUGCGCGCGCUCAUCGGCCCCGACCGCAUCCUGGGGGUGUCUUGCAAAAGUCCCCCCGAAGCCCACGCCGCCGAGGCGGACGGGGCCGACUACAUCGGCGUCGGCGCCGUCACGGGCACGCCCACGAAGAAGGACAGCAAUCUGAUCGGCAUGGGGGGACUAAAGGAGGUGUGUCGGUCUACAUGUCUCCCCGUAGUUGCCAUCGGGGGCGUCGACGCCGGAAACGCGGCGGAGUGCAUUGCGGCGGGCGCGCAGGGCGUCGCGGUCGUGCGCGCGAUCUUCGAGGCCGCGGAUCCCGCGGCGGCGGCCAGGGAGCUCCUCGAGAUCGUCGAGGGCGCGCUGGAACAGCAGCUACGGUGA
This is a messenger RNA of Pedinophyceae sp. YPF-701, 2943 nucleotides long. The record is from the annotation of a GenBank genome assembly. Lineage: Eukaryota; Viridiplantae; Chlorophyta; Pedinophyceae.